Molecule: messenger RNA, 2389 nt
Organism: Zingiber officinale
Lineage: Eukaryota; Viridiplantae; Streptophyta; Magnoliopsida; Zingiberales; Zingiberaceae
Product: serine hydroxymethyltransferase 7-like
Exons: 4
Coding region: 291-2075 (594 amino acids)
Biological process (GO): folic acid metabolic process; L-serine catabolic process; tetrahydrofolate interconversion
Cellular component (GO): cytoplasm
Molecular function (GO): cobalt ion binding; serine binding; pyridoxal phosphate binding
Source: RefSeq, a predicted model, not a curated record
GCUCCUCUUAUUAUAAGGGAUAACCGCCUAACCCCGGUCAUCCCUGUAUCCUUGAUCCUCCCUGCCGUCGUUCCUUCCGCCCCCCUUUUCUGUUGUUUAGGUUUUUUCUCGCACACCCCUCUCCCUCUCUCUCCCCGACAUCGAUAUUGAUGGGAUCUCACCUGCUCGCCGAGUUGACCUCCUCCUCCUCCUCCUCCCUCGGCUCCUGCCCUCGUUGUUCCUGUUGUUGUUUCUGUUGAAUUGCUGGUCGUGUUGUUUGCUUCUGUUCUACGUUCCCAAGAUUUUACUCUAUGGAUAUCACCCACUCUCAAUCAAAUCACUCACUGGAGUUCCACGCUGCUCCGCCUCCGCUGUCGGUGCGCGGUCCGAUCCCGGAUGAUUCGAUCUCGUUCCAGAUCGACACCGGGCACCGGGACUCGCCUCGCAAUCCUCGAUCGAUCCCACUGCAGCUCCUCGACCAGCAUCCGGAGACCUCCCGUGACGGGUCCCUGCGGACGCACGAGGUGGAGGAAUCUGACGAGGAGCAACAGGAGGAGGAAUUCAGGAUUCUCGGGUAUGCCAUGUGCAUCAAGAGGCCGAGGAGAGGGGAAUCGAGCUCCUCUUGCUCCUCUACCUCUGUGCUCCCUGCAGCCAAGAAAGGGAAGGUGGAACCCGAUCUUGAGACUCGGAAGGCUGCUGUCCAUGCCUGGGGAAACCAGCCUUUAUCUGUGGCCGAUCCAGAUAUAUUCAAUAUCAUGGAGAAGGAGAAGCAGCGGCAGGUGCAGGGAAUUGAGCUCAUCGCAUCCGAGAAUUUUGUGUGCCGUGGGGUGCUUGAUGCCCUUGGUAGCCAUUUGACCAACAAAUAUUCCGAGGGGUUCCCUGGUGCUAGGUACUAUGGUGGGAACCAGUACAUUGAUCAGAUAGAGCGGUUAUGCCAUGAACGCGCGCUCACAGCAUUUGGUCUCGAUCCUGAACGCUGGGGGGUGAAUGUUCAGCCUUAUUCGUGCACCUCAGCCAAUUUCGCUGUCUAUACAGGUUUAUUACUCCCGAAAGAUAGAAUUAUGGGUUUGGAUUCACCUUCUGGUGGGCAUGUUAGCCAUGGGUACUAUGCGCCUAGUGGAAAGAAGAUAUCAGGGGCGUCCAUAUUCUUUGAGAGUUUUCCAUAUAAGGUAAAUCCAGUCACAGGAUAUAUCGACUAUGAUAAAGUUGAAGAGAAGGCCAUGGAUUACCGCCCAAAGAUACUGAUCUGUGGUGGGAGUUCAUACCCAAGGGAGUGGGAAUAUGCUAGGUUUAGGCAAAUUGCAGAUAAGUGUGGAGCAGUCUUGAUGUGUGAUAUGGCUCACAUUAGUGGACUUGUGGCUGCUAAGGAAUGCUUGAGCCCCUUUGAUUACUGUGAUAUUAUUACUUCGACAACCCACAAAGGCCUAAGAGGUCCUAGAGGUGGUAUAAUUUUCUUCAAGAAAGGUAAAAAACAGAAAUUGCAGGGGGGUUUUCCUGGUCAAACAGACGGAAAUGACAAAUAUGAUUACAAGGAGAGGAUAAAUUUUUCUGUUUUCCCAACACUUCAAGGAGGCCCUCAUAAUAACCAUAUAGCUGCUUUAGCUGUAGCUCUAAAGCAAGUAGCUACACCUGAAUACAAGGCCUAUAUUCAACAGGUCAAAAGAAAUGCUCAAGCAUUGGCAUCAGCUUUACUAAGAAGGAACUGCAGAUUGGUUAGUGGGGGCACAGACAAUCAUUUAUUACUUUGGGAUCUCAGGACUUUGGGCUUAACAGGUAAGAUAUUUGAAAAGGUUUGUGAGGCGUGUCACAUUUCUCUGAACAAAACUCCAAUAUUUGGUGAAAAUGGUGCUAUUUCUCCUGGAGGUGUCCGGAUAGGUACACCUGCUAUGACAUCAAGAGGUUGUUUAGAUGGAGAUUUCGAAACAAUUGCAGAGUUUCUCCUGCGAGCUGUACGAAUAGCAAAUAACAUUCAGAAGGAACAUGGCAAAAUUCAGGAGUUUAUCAAGGGCCUGGAGAGCAGUAGGGAUGUCAUUGAACUUCGCAACGAGGUCGAGGCCUUUGCUUCACAGUUUGCAAUGCCCGGAUAUGAUACUUAAGUAACAGUGAUGGUUCAGUGAGGUACAGUUUUGUGGGCUUUACACUCAGUCGUCUUACCUUCUGUACAAAUGGUGUUUUUUAAUUUUCCUGAAUCAAAUGGCGUAGAUCCUUCCUCACGAUCCCGUAUUGACGGGAGCUUGCACUAGGUUUACCCUUUUUGAAUAUAGCUGCAUUUUCACACUUUCUUUUAAAAAAAUUUUGGAACCAUGUAAUCCCCAUACGGAAACCUAUUCAAUUUACACUUGAAUAUUACCAACUGUAACAUGUAAGGUAUUUUUAAUUAGUUCGAUCCAUGUCAGUUAUUCAUUUUUAA